Molecule: messenger RNA, 819 nt
Organism: Ananas comosus (pineapple)
Lineage: Eukaryota; Viridiplantae; Streptophyta; Magnoliopsida; Poales; Bromeliaceae
Product: histone H3.3
Exons: 5
Coding region: 149-559 (136 amino acids)
Cellular component (GO): nucleosome
Molecular function (GO): DNA binding; structural constituent of chromatin; protein heterodimerization activity
Source: RefSeq, a predicted model, not a curated record
GAGCCGUUGGAUUGUCCACGAGGAGCCGAUCUCGCUGACCCGUUCUUCGAAGGCCUAUAAAUAGGUCUCCACCGCGUGCAAGUCACAACUUUUGAUCGCUCGAGGGGGAAUUAGGGCUCGUUGAUUCUCUGAAAAGCUUCUUCGAGAGAUGGCUCGUACCAAGCAGACUGCUCGCAAGUCCACCGGAGGAAAGGCUCCCAGGAAGCAGCUUGCCACGAAGGCGGCACGCAAGUCUGCUCCUACAACUGGUGGAGUGAAGAAGCCUCACCGCUACCGCCCUGGAACUGUUGCUCUUCGUGAGAUUCGUAAGUAUCAGAAGAGCACUGAGCUGCUCAUAAGGAAGUUGCCUUUCCAGAGGCUUGUCAGGGAAAUUGCACAGGACUUCAAGACUGAUCUGCGGUUCCAGAGCCAUGCAGUGCUUGCCCUUCAGGAGGCAGCGGAGGCGUAUCUUGUGGGUCUUUUUGAGGACACCAACCUGUGCGCCAUCCAUGCCAAGCGUGUAACCAUCAUGCCCAAGGAUAUUCAGCUGGCCAGGAGGAUCCGUGGUGAGAGGGCUUGAGCUCUCUCUGUCUGUCUCUAGUCUCAUGCUUAUGUUUCUCGUGUAGUAUCAGUUUGUCGAACUGAUUUAUGUUUUUGUUCAGUUGGUAUUUAUGCAACAUGGACAAUGUACGUUUUAAAGUCAUUAGAGUGGCGUAGGAUGCUAAUGUUGAACCUUUUGUUAUUGGUUGGUGAUAGGUCAUCCAUCCCCUGGUGGAUGUGUAUUGAAUUAUUAAUGUGUUCUAUGUGGUUUUAUGGAUUGGACUGUUUGGCUUGUGUAUC